AUGGAGCUACCAAGAGCUUUACUCGCCCUCUUUCUUCAGUUCGUCCUCUUUCCUCUAGUAACAGCUUUCCCUCGUCCCCUAAAUACACGAGACGAUGAAGUCUUUGCCCCCAAAGUCAUGAUCAUCUCAAUGUGGUCUCCCGAAGCUGCAGUCUGGCACGAACGCCUCCCAGGCUCAAAUCUAGGCAACCUCGCCUCCAAAACUAUUCACGCCCCUGGCCUUUCCAUGCUCUUCCCCUGCGCCACCUGUACUGAAGAUGGAAAUAUCUGCCAUGUCACCAUCGGCGAAGGGGAGAUAAACUCCGCCGCUUCACUCAUGGCUCUCAUGCUCUCCCCCAAGUUUGACUCUCGCCAUACCUACUUCCUCGUCGCCGGUAUAGCUGGCGUGAAUCCCAAGUACGGUACUCUUGGCUCAGUCGCCAUCGCUCGUUAUUCAGUCCAGGUUGCGCUGCAGUAUGAGAUCGAUAUACGAUCUCUUCCUCCAGGCUGGCCCACUGGGUAUAUCUCAUAUGGUCGUGAUCAGCCUUAUCAACAGCCCUUUAUCACAUAUGGCACUGAAGUCUUUGAACUCAACGCUCAACUGCAGAAUGCUGCAUACAAGCUCGCAUCCAAGGCUCAGCUGGAAGAUGCGAAUGGACCAAAGGAGUAUCGUGCACUCUACCGCCGAAUGGGCGAGACAUAUAAGAGUGCCUCUCAACCUCCAUCUGUCAUCAAGUGCGACACUGCUACGAGUGAUGUAUACUACUCUGGUAGCAGACUCUCCGAGUCCUUUGAGAAUACUACCAAAGUGUGGACGAACGGCACUGGCGUCUACUGCAUGAGCGCUCAAGAGGAUAAUGCAAUCUUGGAAGUCCUCGUCAGAGCAGCGAUUGCAAAGAUCUGCGACUUCUCAAGAGUCAUGAUCUACAGGACAGGUUCCAACUUUGAUCGUCCUCCUCCUGACUACACCGACCUAGAUCAUCUCACCGCCGCCAAACAGAAUGGCUUCUCAAUCGCCAUUGCCAACAUUUUCAACGCAGGCAUUGAGAUCGUCAAAGGCAUUAUUGAAGAUUGGGACACCACGUUCAAAGAUGGUAUCAGAGCAGAGAACUACAUUGGAGAUAUCUUCGGUAGCCUCGGUGGUGAGCCUGACUUUGGCUUUGGCAGUUUGACCCAUGGUGAGCGUAUUGGGCCACAUAGUAAGAGCAGUGCAUUGGCGAAUAGGGAGAUGGAUAGACGAAGAAUCUUGACGCAGAAGUCUUUGCGGAAGAUCUAA
Molecule: messenger RNA, 1254 nt
Organism: Fusarium mangiferae
Lineage: Eukaryota; Fungi; Ascomycota; Sordariomycetes; Hypocreales; Nectriaceae
Exons: 3
Coding region: 1-1254 (417 amino acids)
Biological process (GO): nucleoside metabolic process; transmembrane transport
Cellular component (GO): endoplasmic reticulum
Molecular function (GO): catalytic activity
Source: RefSeq, a predicted model, not a curated record